AUGGCAGCAGCUGCCGCCUCUUCUUUCAAUUUUUCUUCUGCUUCUCCUCCUUCCACUCCUUCCUCCUCCCGAGGCUCCCCUGCCCACGAUUACUCCUUCAAGAUUCUCAUGAUCGGGGAUUCCGCCGUCGGCAAGAGCAGUAUCCUCCUCAAAUUCAUCUCCGACUCCGAUCACGAGCCCUCUCCCACUAUUGGUGUGGACUUCAAAAUGAAGACCGUCGUGGCAAAUGAUAAACGAUUGAAGCUUACGAUAUGGGAUACAGCUGGACAGGAGAGAUUUGGAACUUUGACAACAUCUUAUUACAGAGGAGCACAUGGGAUCGUUCUUGUUUAUGACGUCACAAAAAGAGAUACAUUCACAAACCUGUCGGAGAUAUGGGCUAGAGACGUGGAACAUUAUUCUACCAAUCAUGAGUGUGUCAAGCUUCUAGUUGGGAACAAAGUUGACAAGGACAGUGAUCGCGCUGUAAGCAGAGAAGAAGGGAUGGCUCUAGCACAAGGGCUUAAGUGUUCGUUUGUCGAAUGCACUGCUAAAUCUAGAGAAAGCGUGGAGCAACUAUUCAGAGAGCUUAUAUUAAAGAUAUUUGAAGUACCUGCCCUGUUGGAAAAGGGAUCUGGAGUACCGAAGACGACCACGAUUCGAGCAGACAGACAAGCGUCCCAACAAGGUCGAAGAAAUGGCUGCUGUUCUUGA
Molecule: messenger RNA, 693 nt
Organism: Linum trigynum
Lineage: Eukaryota; Viridiplantae; Streptophyta; Magnoliopsida; Malpighiales; Linaceae
Source: the annotation of a GenBank genome assembly